This is a messenger RNA of Camellia sinensis, 1843 nucleotides long. Lineage: Eukaryota; Viridiplantae; Streptophyta; Magnoliopsida; Ericales; Theaceae. The record is from RefSeq and is a predicted model, not a curated record.
UGGAAUACAUGGUGCCAAGUACCAACAAAACCAUACAUCAUGUCUCCAUGCGUUUCAGGGAAGAGAAGUGAGCAAGCGAGACACGCAUAGAAUCACAUUCAUGAAAGAAAGCCCAUAACCGAGAGAGAAUAAUGAGAUCACUGAUACGCACAAGAAGAGGCAAAACGAUGACAUGUCUAUGUCUUCUCUCUCAAUUACUCUCUUCUAGCUCUUCUUUCAUCAACACCUCCAACAAUUUCUUCAAUUCUUCUCUCUCUUUCCAUUCUCCAAUUCCUCAAUCGGGUUUGUUGGGUCAAUAUUCGAGGUCUGCAUUUCGUGGGUUGUGUUCGAGCUACGGUGAAGUGAGAGGAAUGGCCAAUAGACAGGUUUCGACAUUGCAGUGCUUGCAAUCUUCGGAAUCUAUUUCGUACCUGUCGCAGAAGGAAGCAGCCCAGAUCGAUGACAUCCUCAUGGGUCCUCUUGGCUUCAGUGUCGAUCAGUUAAUGGAAUUGGCUGGUUUGAGUGUUGCUACAGCAAUUGCAGAGGUAAACUUUUUUUGGGUUGCCUUGCUUUUUAAUGUUUGGUUGUUGCAUUUUUUCAUUCAAUUGUCCUGCAUUGUAUCUCAUAUUCUGAAAUUUAUACCUCUAAAUCCUUCAGGUAUCCCAAGGCCUCCUUUUGAUGAUCUGAUCCAAAGGCUGGUACGUCUUCAAAAUCAUGAUCAAAUGCAUCAGGAAUCACCUGUUGUCUCCAUAGAUAUUCCAUCUGGGUGGCAUGUUGAAGAAGGAGAUAUCAGUGGAGAAGGCAUUAAACCCAACAUGCUGGUUUCUUUAACAGCUCCGAAGUUGUGUGCCAAGAAAUUUUGUGGUCCACACCACUUUCUAGGUGGCAGAUUUGUUCCACCAUCAAUUGUAGAGAAUUAUAAGCUUCAACUUCCACCAUAUCCUGGCACCUCUAUGUGUGUCCGAAUUGGAAAGCCUCCGCAAAUUGACAUAGCAGCUCUGAGAGAGAACUAUAUUUCUCCUGAGUUUCUUGAGGAUCAAGUGGAGGCUGACCCCUUUGGUCAGUUCCAGAAAUGGUUUGAUGAUGCAGUGGCUGCGGGCUUGAAGGAACCAAAUGCUAUGGCUUUGUCAACUGCUGGAAAGAAUGGGAAACCUUCAUCACGAAUUGUGUUGCUAAAAGGAGUUGAUAAAGGUGGUUUAGUCUGGUACACCAACUAUGAAAGCCGAAAGGCUCAUGAAAUAUUUGAAAAUCCUCAUGCAUCACUGCUAUUUUACUGGGAUGGUCUAAAUCGCCAGGUAAGAGUGGAAGGAUUUGUGGAGAAAGUUUCUGAUGAAGAAUCUGAGCGGUACUUCCACAGCCGUCCUCGAGGAAGUCAAAUUGGAGCAAUAGUUAGUAUGCAGAGCACUGUAAUUCCUGGACGGCAUAUUCUCCACCAAGAAUACGAAGAAUUAGAGGAAAAAUUCUCUGAUGGUAGUUUGAUCCCCAAACCCAAACACUGGGGAGGAUACAGGCUUAAACCAGUGGCUUUUGAGUUUUGGCAAGGACAGAAAUCACGCUUGCAUGAUAGGAUCCGAUAUUCCCCUGAAAUGAUUGACGGAAAAAGAGUAUGGAAAAUUGAUCGUUUAGCACCCUGACUAGUAUUCUCAGCAUCUUCAUUAUAAAGUUCGUCAUUGGGUAUUUUUCAAUGCUGCCUUUCAUUUAUUUUCUGUAAGUAGAGACACUCGUGCAUUUGCAAUAUCAGUGGGAUGUACCAGUUUAUGUUUUCUUGGUGGUACUUUUGAAAUUUGUUGUAUACAUGAGAGAAAAUAUUGCAAUUCAACUAGUACAUUUUCUAUGGAAUAUACUUUAAAUCUGUUUGGUAUCA